CAGGUAGUGGCGUUGCAGCGAAAGGAUGCCCCUGGUGAAGCGCACCAUCGAGCCCAGGCACCUGUGCCACACGGUGCUGCCCAGGAACAUCAAGAAUGAACUGGAGUGCGUGACCAACAUCUCAUUGGCCAAUGUCAUCCGCCAGCUCAGCAGCCUCAGUAAAUAUGCAGAGGACCUGUUUGGAGAGCUGUUCAAUGAAGCGCACUCGUUCUCUUUUCGGGUCAACUCCCUGCAAGAGCGGGUUGAUCGUCUCUCCAUCAGCGUCACGCAGCUGGACCCCAAAGAGGAGGAGCUGUCUCUUCAGGACAUUACUAUGAGGAAGGCCUUCAGAAGUUCAACUGUUCAGGACCAGCAGCUUUUUGAACGCAAGUCGCUGCCGGUCCCGCUUCAUGAGACCUUCCACACCUGCGAGCAGCCGCCACCUCUCAACAUCCUCACACCUUACAGGGACGAUGGGAAGGACUGUCUGAAGUUUUAUACUAAUCCGUCGUACUUCUUUGACCUGUGGAGGGAAAAGAUGCUGCAGGACACAGAAGACAAGCGGAAGGAGAGGCGGAAGCAGAAGCUUGAAGAAUUUGUGACGAGCAGAGGGGGUAUAGAGCAGGAGCAAAUGAAGUGUAGGGGCAACCUGUACACUCCAGAGGUAAGAACCUUCUACUCUCCCCAGUCUGUCAAGAGCAUCCACUCCACAGUGCCGCAGCCUGCAGCCCUCACUGCUAAUCCCUCCCCACCUUCCACUCACCCCUCUGGUUUGCUCGGGGCAGACGAGCUGCCCUCUCUCAGCCCGUUACUAACAGCCCCUCCAGCAGCCCUGCAUCAAAGCCUUGCACUUUUUACAUUGAUUACUCUGAAAGCAAUCGACCGUCCGCAGGAGCCAGAGAAAGUACCACGGGCGCCUCACGAUCGGAAGAAAGAGUGGCAGAAACUUGCACUGGGCGCAGAGCUUGCCCAGGACAUACCGGAAGACAAGCAUCGAGAGGCAAACGGAUCUGCCGGUUACCAAGACAACAGGGCUCCCUUAUACAUGGAGCAAAUGGACGGCCCGUUCUCGCUGGCCGCUCUGCCCUACAGCCAGAUGAACGAGCUGCUGAACCGCACCGGGGACAGAAUGUACUCCCGACCCCACGACCCUCCACCACCUCCACCUCCUAUGCACCCACUGGGAGAGAUCAAGCCACCUUCUGUAAUCAGCUCCAGUUCAGGUUUUUCCGACAGCAGACCUCAGUCUCCAGCCAGGACAGCAGGCUUCAACUCCGGCACUCCUCCCCCGCCGCCGCCUCCACUUCCUCCCCCUCCUCCGCCCUUACCCUCCACCGGCCUGCGGGGCACCCCCCCACCGCCCAUUCCUCCGCUACCAGUCCAGCAGCAGCCUCCGGCCAUCCCUCCUCCUCCGGCCCCGCUCCAGAUCGCCCCGGGGGUGCUCCACCCGGCCCCGCCGCCCAUCGCGCCCCCCCUCCAUUCCUUAUCCCCGGCCCGCCUGCAGCAUGGCCUGGACAAGGGCCUGUCUUCAGGCUCGGGGACUCUGUCGGACGGCACCGUCCUGCCUCCUCCUCCGCCGCCACCUCCGCUGCCUCUCCCCGGAGCACGGAGUUCAUCGCCCUGUCCAUCGGGCCCUCAACCCAUGCCAGCCUUCCCCUCGGCAGGAGCCAUGGCGUCUCCACCCCCCCACACCAUGCACGACGUAGGGACCAAGAGGCACCAUCCACCCAACCUGCCACCCAUCAGCGAUGCCCGCAGUGUGCUGUUAGAGGCCAUCAGAAAGGGCAUCCAGCUGCGAAAGGUGGAGGAGCAGCGAGAGCAAGAGGCCAAACAUGAACGGGUUGGGAACGACGUGGCCACCAUUCUCUCCCGCCGCAUCGCCGUGGAGUACUCGGACUCCGAGGACGAGUCCGAGUUCGACGAGGGGGAUUGGAUGGAAUGAUGACGGCGGCUGGGAAAAAAAAGGGAGAGCAGCAGCGGCGGCUGAGGACAGACGCGUUGGUGGUGCCCGUCCCUCCACCAACUCCACGACCCCGCGCUCCAAACGCCGGCGCCAACGAAGAGGAGCGUUGUUGUUGCCUACUAUUCCUCAGUCGACCCUCUUUUUCUAGCUCCUUGCUUCUUGUUGAGGCCCGUGCUGGACGGAGAGUCUCCACGUCUCCCUCGUCGGUCUGUUUAUGGCGUUCUAAGUUUUUCGUUCUUAUGUUUUUUCCUGCACUGCCACACAACUUUUCUUCUUCUGGAUGUCUUGAGAUGGAAUCCCACAUUUACUGUUAAACGUGAAAUAACUUUUUGAAAAAGCCACUUGAUUUUCUUACUUAUCUGUUCGUUGAUGUUAAAAAGAUGCUAUAGGGCAGGAUGCGUGAGGUCAGGCUGCAUUUAUCUUUAGUGCUCUUUAGAUGCUGUUUUUUCUUUUUUCACCACCUGUUUUUUGUUUUAAAAAAGAGAAACACACAUAGUUUUGGCAGGCCAGUAGUUUCCAAUGCAGAGCUCAACAUUAUAAGUUUGAAAACCAGCCGGGAUUUAUUUUGUCUCCAUAGUUACCUGGACUGACGAUUUUACUAAGAAUGUUUGUGUUGUUCAGUGAAGAUUUUUCUACGGCUGAAAUGAAGACGGGGGACCACGUAUGUACAUAUCCACCCCCUUACCUUCACCACGGACAUUCCAUUUUUUCUGUCUUGCCAGGUUCACUGGAGCCACUUCUCUCCAUGACGACUUCAGGAAAAAAAGAAACUCACAACUAUUGAUUUUUAAUAUACUCGGAUUCCAUAUUUUUUUCCUUUCCAGUUGCCACAGGAAUGGACUCUGGGAGGGAUUUGAAACUGUAGAUGUACAUCAGAUCUCCUGCCUCUCUCUUUGUUUCUGAUGAGUAGUUGGUGUCCGCAGAUGAACCUGACCAGCAUAAGGUACAAAUCAUUCAAUUCCACUGAAGGCAGCUUUUUCCUCUGAUCCCUUAUUACUGUGUUCCUGCCCUCUGACAAGAAGCCUCUCCUCGUUUGGUACUGCAUCGGUAGCGGAAUAUUCUGCGUGGUUAUUGCCCUUCUGAGGCCUAAAAGAGACAGAUGCAUUAUGCCUUGUUUUGGCUCAUUUCAAAGAAAAUGUCUGCCAUCCGUUUCCAUUUUUUUUCUUCUAUUUGCCUUAUUGUUCGUUCAAAACGUAUCGUUGAGUUGAUGAAUGUAUUGUGCUGUUACUACUUACUUGCCUGCGCUUGUAUGGAUUUGCUGUUUCUAUGUUUUUGGGGGGAGGGCACAGGGGAGACACCCUGAUUCAAAAAAAGAAGAAAAUUAGAUCAAUACUGUAUAACAUGUAACUUAUGUAACUGUUUACUGUAACAGUUUGCUUGAAUUAAUAAAAAUCUAAUGUCAUGUUUCA
Messenger RNA from Menidia menidia (Atlantic silverside), 3351 nucleotides. The record is from the annotation of a GenBank genome assembly. Lineage: Eukaryota; Metazoa; Chordata; Actinopteri; Atheriniformes; Atherinopsidae.